CUGCCCUCGCGAAAUCACCAUCUUGCACCACCACAACCGCAAUCAUGUCUCACGAAAGCGUCUGGAACUCGCGCCCGCGAAACUACGGCAAGGGCUCUCGCCAAUGCCGCGUCUGCAAGCACAAGGCUGGUCUGAUCCGCAAGUACGACCUUGACCUGUGCCGUCAAUGCUUCCGUGAGAAGGCCAAGGACAUUGGUUUCCACAAGUACCGAUAAAGGAGCUGUUGUGUGAAAAGGGGGCUUUCCAAAGGGG
This is a messenger RNA of Trichoderma asperellum CBS 433.97, 252 nucleotides long. It is a transcript of the gene RPS29, whose product is annotated as 40S ribosomal protein uS14. Gene Ontology annotation, molecular function: structural constituent of ribosome; RNA binding; zinc ion binding. Gene Ontology annotation, cellular component: ribosome; cytosolic small ribosomal subunit. NCBI's taxonomy places the organism in Eukaryota, Fungi, Ascomycota, Sordariomycetes, Hypocreales, Hypocreaceae. Gene Ontology annotation, biological process: translation. The record is from RefSeq and is a predicted model, not a curated record.